AUGGGAAUAAACAAGUGUAAACAGACACUUCCAAUAAAAUUACAAAUACUCAAGUGGCUACUAUUAAGUUAUACAAGUGCCUCAAUAAAAUACACACCCGGGACUCGAACCCGGGCCCCAACCUUGGGAGGGUUGGAUCCUACCCCUGGACCACUAACGCUCAUGGGUGCGACUAUUUUGUCAAUCUAA
Theileria orientalis strain Shintoku is the source of this 189-nucleotide messenger RNA. RefSeq lists its product as hypothetical. Lineage: Eukaryota; Apicomplexa; Aconoidasida; Piroplasmida; Theileriidae. The transcript is spliced from 2 exons. Bases 1 to 189 code for a protein of 62 amino acids. The record is from RefSeq and is a predicted model, not a curated record.